AUGGACAAUCAAUCAAGAGUUGCUGAAUUCAUUCUGCAUGGAUUCCCUGACACUGAAGAAUUAAGAAUAGUUCAUAUUAUCACUUUUUCAGUUAUUUAUUUAGUGGCACUCACUGAGAAUCUCAUUAUUAUCACUGUCAUUCUUUACAGCCAUCAACUUCACUCACCCAUGUAUUUUUUUCUAGCCAACCUAUCCUUCCAAGAUCUUGGCUCCAUCUCUGUCACAAUUCCUAAAUCACUAUUGAAUUCUUUGAUAUCCACUGAAACUAUUUCUUAUUCUGGUUGUCUCUGUCAAGUUUUCUUCUUUGUUUUCUUUAUAAUGUCUCAUCUCUUCCUCCUUGGUGUCAUGGCAUAUGAUCGUUAUGUAGCCAUCUGCAAUCCAUUACAUUAUGAGAUGGCAAUGAACAAAAAAGUCUGUAUCCAAAUGGCAACCAACGCAUGGAUAGUUGGCCUUUUCUACUCUACGCUCUAUACUGGAAAUUUAUUCACGGUGGAUUUCUGUUCCAGAAUCAUCAAUCAAUUCUUUUGUGACAUUCCUCAAUUACUCCAAAUCUCCUGCUCUGAUUCAUAUUUCAUUGAAUUCUGGACUCUCAUCUUUGGUUCCUCUUUAGGAUUUAUUCAGUUUGCUCUAAUUGCUUUUUCUUAUGUGAAGAUCUUCAGAGCAGUUUUUAGAAUCCCAUCCUCUCAAGGAAAACAAAAAGCCUUCUCUACUUGCUUACCCCAUCUCACAGUCAUUUGUCUGUUUACAGUAGGUGGUACCCUUGCCUAUUUCGGUCCAACAUCCACUACCACUUCAGCUUUAUAUCCAUUUCUAUCUGUAUUUUACUGUUUGGUACCACCACUCUUAAACCCACUAGUUUAUAGCAUGAGAAAUAAGGAACUCAAAAUGGCAUUCUGGAAACAAAUGCUCAAUAUUUGUCCUAAUUCCUUGUGCAAACAUCAUUCUUGGUUUCAACUAUUCUGGUAA
This is a messenger RNA of Notechis scutatus (mainland tiger snake), 966 nucleotides long. Its product is annotated as olfactory receptor 14A16-like. Gene Ontology annotation, cellular component: membrane. Gene Ontology annotation, molecular function: G protein-coupled receptor activity; olfactory receptor activity. The record is from RefSeq and is a predicted model, not a curated record. NCBI's taxonomy places the organism in Eukaryota, Metazoa, Chordata, Lepidosauria, Squamata, Elapidae. Gene Ontology annotation, biological process: G protein-coupled receptor signaling pathway.